AUGGCUGAAGAACCCUCAUCUGUCCCCCUCAGAGGGGAGGGUCCUUCCCUGGAUGCAGCACAAUUUAUGACUGCCACCCAGAUCCAGGACUUAAUUAAUAAGUCAGUCCAAGCGGCCCUGGCCUCAUCCAUAAUGCCCUCUGGCCUGCAACAACAGGUUUCCAAUAUCUCGGCUCCCCUUCAUGGCGGAGAUCCACAUGUAAAAAAGGGCAAGGCUUCCCAUAAAAGGAAGCACAUCUCUGACUCCCCGGCAGGGGAAGACAAUAACAUGCUCCAGACAGCCCCUACCCCGGUCUGUCAACCCCAGCAUCCCUCUGACUCCGCUCGACCCCUGGGCCUCGGGGAGUUACAUGGCAAGAGGCGUAAGUCCGCUAAGCGCACUAAACCCGACUCCUAUGUAGACUCCUCUACUGAGGACUCUUCGGGUUCAUCUAAUGAGUCUGAGGACUACGAGUCAGACCCCAAUAUUGAACAGGAUGCUGGGGAUACGGCGCUCGUCACCGACGCCAACCCUGCCAUGCAGGGCAAUGUUGUCCUGGAUUCCACAGGAGAGCCCCUUUUUCACCCAGACGCAAUCUCCCAUCCGAGAUCAGGCGACUGGUCUCCACUUCCCCACGUGGCCCAAUAUGUAGAGCUCUGGGCUCGUAAAUCCCUGGAUAGGUCCAGCCGUAAUAAGCUGAGGGCAGAAUGCCCUAGACCCUUUAUCCCCAAUAAGGUGGUGGCUACCCCGGAGGUGGACCCCAUCCUGAUGAAAUACUUAUUAAAAUCGGGUAAAUUUCCUAAGAAGGGAAUAGAACGUUCCUUCGAAACCAUACAGGAGCGUAUCCUGGAUUUAAUGGGUCCACUCACUAAGAUCCUUAAUUUAGCCGAGCAUGCUGCGGCGUCGGAAGAACCCGUGGACGUCCGUCAGCUCCGCGGCUGGGCCCAGAGAGCCAUUUGCCUGAUAAGGCCCAAACUUCCCUUAAAAAAUCGGGGUCCAGUAAAAUUUUUCCCCGGGCCGGCAGAAGUAGAGGCCGAUCUGCCGGCCGUUCUGCUCCCUACAGGCCACAGGGCAGACCAGUGGCCCAAUACCAGUAUUCCCAGGCUCCUCCUUCCUACACCGUUCCAGUGGUCCAACCAUCCCCAUUCUUCCCUCCUCGUGGUCGACCCUGGAGAAGUCGUGGCGGACGUGGAUACCCCCGCUCCCGUCCUUCUACCGGUGAGUGUACCAUACAGACCACUUUCUCAUAUACCUGUGGGGGGGCGACUGAUGUAUUUUUCCCAAGCCUGGUCUGCGAUUACGGCAGACGUGUGGGUCCUUCAGACAGUGGCGGGGUUUCACCUAGAACUCCAGUCCUUACCGGUUCUGGGUGUAAUUCCAACCCCUAUCCGGUUCUCGGAGCAAAACGCGAUCCUCAUAGACAACGAGGUGCGAGAUCUCCUGUCCAAACAUGCGAUCAUGGAGUCCGACCCAUCUUCCCUAGGGUUCAUAAGCAACCUCUUCCUAGUGAGGAAGAAAGGGGGCGGCUACCGCCCGGUCAUAAACCUGAGAGACCUAAACCAACAUGUCAUGUUUCGCCAUUUCAAAAUGGAGGGAAUUCACUCACUCCGGGAUCUUUUGCUGCCAGGAGACUGGCUGGUGAAGGUGGACUUGAAGGACGCCUACCUUACCGUUCCCAUACACCCGGAGUCACAACAGUUCCUCCGUUUUCUUUGGAGGGGCAGAUUGUGGCAGUUUACGUGCCUUCCGUUCGGCCUAUCAUCCGCCCCGUGGUGCUUCACCAAACUGAUGAAACCGGUGGUGGCGGCUCUGAGGAGCAGGGGGGUUCGUCUGAUCAUUUACUUAGACGACCUUCUUAUCAUGGCCCGAUCCAAAUCUCAGGCCUCUCUUCACAUGUCGUGGACAAUAUCGUUGCUACAUACUCUAGGCUUCGUGGUCAACCGAGAAAAGUCGGUUCUCGUCCCGGCUCAGGAAAUGGAGUUCCUGGGUUUCUUGGUGGACACCAAUCGCGCACUACUGCGGCUCCCCAAGUCCAAACUAGCCCUGAUCCGCAAAGAAAUCAAGGCGGUUUUGUGCAAAGGAUGCUUGUCAUUAAGGAUUCUGGCGCGCCUGGUGGGGCUCCUGGCGGCUUCCAUCCAGGCCAUCUUUCCGGCCCCCCUGCACUACCGAGCCCUUCAGAGGCUCAAGAUCUUACAUCUGCGCCAGGGUCUCAGGUACGCGGACAAAGUACCCCUCUGUCCGGCGGCUACCGAGGAGUUACAUUGGUGGCUUCGUCAUGCGGUCGAGUGGAAUGGCAAGGCCAUUUUCAACCCGCGUCCGGACGUCAUCAUAGAGUCGGACGCGAGCCGUCUUGGCUGGGGCGCUCGAUGCGGGGAGAUUUCCACAGGAGGGACUUGGUCCGCCUCGGAAGUCGACCUGCAUAUCAAUGCACUGGAGCUUCUGGCGGCUUUCUUUGCCGUCAAGAGCUUCAUGCCUCGUUCGUCCAACUGUUGUGUGUUAUUACGCAUGGACAACGUGGCGGCGGUUCAGUACGUCAACCGCUUGGGGGGUACCAGAUCCAAGAUCCUGGCAGACCUGGCCAAGGAAUUUUGGCACUUUUGCCUAGCUCGCAACAUUAUCCCGGUAGCAGAGUACAUUCCAGGGGUCUCCAACACGGUGGCCGAUUGGAAUUCUCGCUACCUUCUCGAUUCCAGCGACUGGCGCCUGGAUCGUUCAAUUUUUCUGCAGUUGCUUCAUCUUUGGGGCCCGUUAUGCGUGGACCUUUUCGCUUCUCGUCUCAACCACCAACUGCCUCGUUUCUUCAGCUGGAGACCGGAUCCAGAAGCGUCUGCGGUAGACGCUCUCCGCCUCCUCUGGCCGAGGGGAACUCACUAUGCCUUUCCUCCUUUCCAGUUGAUCCCCAGGGUCCUCUUGCAUACGACGAACCAGAGGGCGACGGUUGUGCUGAUCACACCUUGGUGGCCGACACAACCAUGGUUCCCUCUUCUUUUGGGGAUGAUCGUGGAUUAUCCCCGACUGUUACCCCAAGUUCCUCACCUUCUCACCAACCCGGCCGGGAGUCUCCAUCCCCUGGUGAUGGAGGGCAACCUGCCUCUCCUAGCGUGGUUGGUUUCGGGAUCCCGGACACGGAUCAAGACCUUUCAAGAUCAGCUAGGGAUCUCCUCGCCCUGGCCUGGGCCCCCGGGACUAGAUCGGCAUAUCGAUCAGCCUGGAGACUCUGGGUUCGUUGGUGUGAUCAACGGCAGGUUGAUCCCGUACAUGCACCUGUGUCUGUAGUAGUAAACUUUCUGGCAGAUUCUUUUGAGUCUGGCAAAUCCUAUAGCUCCAUUAAUGUGUACCGAUCGGCUAUUGCGGCUUAUCACUGCCCUGUGGACUCUUUGCCGAUUGGCAAACACCCGCUGGUUUGUAGACUUUUACGCGGUAUUAAAUUUAAACGUCCCCCUCGGCCUAGGUAUCAAUCGACCUGGGAUGUCUCCAGGUUGCUCGAUAUGUUUGCCUCAUGGGUGGACAAUGACGACCUUUCCCUGAAACUGUUGUCUUAUAAACUGUCGGUCCUUCUUUGUUUGGUAUCCAUCAAACGUGUCUCAGACGUGAAAGCUUUGGAUAUCUCUAGGCGACAAUUUUCGCCUCAGGGAGUCAAAUUCUCGGUGGUCCGUAGGACCAAGACAGGUAUUCACUCGGUUUUUUACCCGUUUUUUCCCGCGCAUCCACGGCUUUGCGUGGUUCGUUGUUUACAGGCGUACGAAUCACAGACGGCGGAUCUGCGCUCUCCGGAUUUCUCUCAGCUCCUGGUCUCAUAUGUCAGACCACAUCAUCCAGUUUCCUCCGCUACUCUAGCACGCUGGGUGCGGUCUGCCAUGGAGAUGGCAGGUAUAGAUGUGUCUCUGUUUGGAGCUCACUCUUCCAGGGGUGCUAUGGCUACGAAAAUCGUCACAUCAGGGGGCUCCCUCUCUGACUUAUUGAUGGCGGCCGAUUGGUCUUCGGAGACCACCUUUCGCCAUUUCUACUUCAGGCCGGAGGACCACGUGUCUAUGUCAGUCUUAUAAUACUCUGAUUGUUAUUGUUCUUACUGUCAUUGCUGGUUGUUAGCUUUGAACUUGCAUAAGAUAUGAGCCUCCUGUCUGAUAUAUAAAUCGAGAUUUUCCUAGCUUGUGACGGAAAAUAUUAGUUAUAUGAAGACAGGAGGCGAGUAUCUUCCC
Molecule: messenger RNA, 4178 nt
Organism: Hyla sarda
Lineage: Eukaryota; Metazoa; Chordata; Amphibia; Anura; Hylidae
Exons: 2
Coding region: 1-3255 (1084 amino acids)
Source: RefSeq, a predicted model, not a curated record